Molecule: messenger RNA, 4341 nt
Organism: Microtus oregoni (creeping vole)
Lineage: Eukaryota; Metazoa; Chordata; Mammalia; Rodentia; Cricetidae
Gene: Map4k3
Product: mitogen-activated protein kinase kinase kinase kinase 3
Exons: 35
Coding region: 313-3030 (905 amino acids)
Biological process (GO): protein phosphorylation
Molecular function (GO): MAP kinase kinase kinase kinase activity; ATP binding
Source: RefSeq, a predicted model, not a curated record
GCUGCGCAGUGGCUCGCGGGCCGGGAACGGGAGGGCGGGCGGAGCGGCGGGCGGAAGCCAUGUUGCAGCUGCACCCCGAGCGAGGGGCUGCGGGCGCGCUCCUCUCCUGGUGGGUGUGACCCGGCUCCGCGCGGCGGCGGGGGGCGGGGACGCCGGGCGGCUCGUCGUGGUCGGCGGCGGCCGCGGCGUGCAGCCGGGCGAUUGUGACCGGCGGCAGAGCCGGGCCGGCCGCGGGCGCUCCCUCCGUGCGGCCCCCCUGAGCGCCCCCCCUCCCCGGGCCGGGAGGGAGGCGGGGGGCACCCGGGGCCCGCCAUGAACCCCGGCUUCGACCUGUCCCGCCGGAACCCUCAGGAGGACUUCGAGCUGAUCCAGCGCAUCGGCAGCGGCACCUACGGCGACGUCUACAAGGCACGGAAUGUUAACACUGGAGAAUUAGCAGCAAUUAAAGUGAUAAAAUUGGAACCAGGAGAAGACUUUGCGGUUGUACAGCAAGAGAUCAUUAUGAUGAAAGACUGCAAACACCCAAACAUUGUUGCUUAUUUUGGAAGCUAUCUCAGGCGAGAUAAACUUUGGAUCUGCAUGGAGUUCUGUGGAGGCGGCUCCUUACAGGACAUAUAUCAUGUAACUGGACCCCUCUCAGAACUGCAGAUUGCUUAUGUUAGCAGAGAAACACUACAGGGAUUGUAUUAUCUCCACAGUAAAGGAAAAAUGCACAGAGAUAUAAAGGGCGCUAACAUUCUAUUAACGGAUAACGGUCAUGUGAAGUUAGCUGAUUUUGGAGUUUCUGCACAGAUAACAGCUACAAUUGCCAAACGGAAGUCCUUCAUUGGUACCCCAUAUUGGAUGGCCCCAGAAGUUGCAGCUGUUGAAAGGAAAGGAGGGUACAAUCAACUGUGUGACCUCUGGGCAGUGGGCAUCACUGCCAUCGAGCUGGCUGAGCUCCAGCCACCCAUGUUUGACCUUCACCCCAUGAGGGCAUUAUUUCUAAUGACAAAAAGCAAUUUCCAGCCUCCUAAACUAAAAGAUAAGUUGAAGUGGUCAAAUAGUUUCCAUCAUUUCGUGAAGAUGGCACUUACCAAAAAUCCAAAGAAAAGACCCACUGCAGAAAAGCUACUACAGCACCCCUUUGUCACCCAGCCUCUCACAAGGUCUUUGGCAAUAGAGUUGCUGGAUAAAGUGAAUAAUCCAGACCAUUCCACAUUCCACGAUUUCGAUGACGACGACCCUGAGCCUCUUGUUGCUGUACCACAUAGAAUCCCUUCAACGAGCAGAAAUGUGAGAGAAGAAAAAACCCGCUCAGAGAUAAACUUUGGCCAGGUAAAAUUUGAUCCUCCCUUACGGAAGGAAACAGAGCCACAUCACGAACUUCCCGACAGUGAUGGUUUUUUCGACAGCUCAGAAGAAAUAUACUACACUGCAAGAUCUAAUCUGGAUCUACAGUUAGAGUACGGACAAGGACACCAAAGUAGUUACUUUUUAGGUGGAAACAAGAACUGUAUUCUAUAUAACGAGUCAUUGGCAAGGAGUCUUCUAAAGUCUGUUGAAGAAGAAUUACAUCAGCGCGGACAUGUGGCUCACUUAGAGGAUGAUGACGGAGAUGAUGAUGACUCUAAACAUUCAACUAUGAAAGCAAAAGUCCCGCCACCCCUGCCACCAAAGCCUAAAUCCAUCUUCAUACCACAGGAUACGCAUUCUGCUGAGGAUGGUAAUCAAGGAACAAUCAAGAGAUGUCCCUCAUCAGGGAGCCCAGCAAAGCCAUCCCAUGUUCCACCUAGACCACCUCCCCCGAGAUUACCCCCACAGAAGCCUGCUGCUUUAGGAAAUGGAGUGAGCUCCUUCCAGCUAAAUGGUGAACGAGACGGAUCGUUAUAUCAGCAACAGAGUGAGCAUAGAGGCACCAACCUCUCCAGAAAAGAGAAGAAGGAUGUCCCAAAGCCAAUUAGUAAUGGUCUUCCCCCAACACCUAAAGUACAUAUGGGAGCGUGUUUUUCAAAGGUGUUUAAUGGCUGUCCCUUGAAAAUCCACUGUGCCACAUCCUGGAUAAACCCAGACACGAGAGAUCAGUACUUAAUAUUUGGUGCUGAAGAGGGCAUUUAUACCCUUAAUCUCAACGAACUUCAUGAAACAUCAAUGGAACAGCUGUUCCCCCGCAGGUGUACAUGGUUAUACGUGAUGAACAAUUGCUUACUAUCAAUAUCUGGUAAAGCUUCUCAGCUUUAUUCCCAUAAUUUACCAGGGCUUUUUGAUUAUGCAAGACAGAUGCAAAAGUUACCUGUAGCAAUUCCAGCACAUAAGCUCCCCGAUAGAAUACUGCCAAGGAAAUUUGCUGUAUCAGCAAAAAUCCCCGAAACCAAGUGGUGCCAGAAGUGCUGUGUGGUAAGAAAUCCUUACACGGGCCAUAAAUACCUGUGCGGGGCACUUCAGACUAGCAUUGUUCUAUUGGAAUGGGUAGAACCAAUGCAGAAAUUUAUGUUAAUUAAGCACAUAGACUUUCCGAUGCCGUGUCCACUCCAGAUGUUUGAGAUGUUGGUGGUCCCUGAACAGGAGUACCCUCUGGUUUGUGUUGGGGUCAGCAGAGGACGAGACUUCAACCAAGUGGUUCGAUUUGAGACUGUCAAUCCAAAUUCUACCUCGUCGUGGUUUACAGAAUCAGAUACCCCACAGACAAACGUCACUCAUGUGACCCAGCUGGAGAGAGACACCAUCCUCGUGUGCUUGGAUUGUUGUAUAAAAAUAGUGAAUCUCCAAGGAAGAUUGAAAUCCAGCAGGAAAUUAUCAUCAGAACUCACCUUCGAUUUCCAGAUAGAAUCCAUAGUUUGUCUACAAGACAGUGUGCUCGCUUUCUGGAAACACGGGAUGCAGGGCAGAAGUUUUAGAUCUAAUGAGGUAACACAAGAAAUUUCAGAUAACACAAGAAUUUUCAGGCUCCUUGGAUCUGACAGGGUUGUGGUUUUGGAAAGUAGGCCAACUGAUAACCCAACAGCAAACAGCAAUUUGUACAUCUUGGCGGGUCAUGAAAACAGCUACUGAAGACAUGGUAUUGUUGACAGUGACCUGUAGAGACGGGGCCCACGGCCGCCGCAGCGUUUGUGGAUGCAGGGAGCUGUGCAGAAGCUGCAGGCACCUGGCUUCAGUUCCUUCUAAUUUAUUGUGGAUGAGACAGUGGGAGAACUUUUGUUUUGAGUGGUAUGAUAUAUUUAGCGUACCGAACCACACAAGUGCUUAAUUCACUGUAUGUAAUCUUUGUACAUAGCAGCAGUAUUUUUCUGUGAAACUUCAUUUGCUGAAGACAUACACUAAGAAUUGAUGUAGAUAAUGUACUUUUAUGAGAUGUAAAAGUGUCUUAUCUGUACAGAUGUAAAUGUUGAUUAAAAUGCAACUGGGGUUAAUAUUUUAAGAAUUCUUUAGUAUAUUCUUGGGUGUGGUUAUAUUACAAAAUGGGAUGCCGGCAAUGAAACAAGACAUUUAACACUAUUGUAUUUUUAUUAUAUGUAAUUUAGUAAUAUGGAUAUAAAUCUUGUAACUUUUGAAAUGGUAACGAGCUGUAAUCAUUUUAUAAUCUUGUUUUUAAUUUUAAUGUGAGCACUGGUGUUUCUCCUGCACAGAGCAUUGAGCUGUGAUGAGCUGAGUCAUGGAGACAGCUGUGACGCCAGAAUCUGCAUUUGGCUCCACAACACCUUUUUACAUGUGUUUGGAUUGUUUUCUAUGUGAAAGAAACAGAUUAGCCACCUGUUGUAGUAACUGAUUUGUUUUCUAUUGAAGCAGAAUCGUGUAAGAUUGCUGUCCGUGCUUAGGACACUGCUUGAAAACACCUGCAAUCACAGAAUGGCGGUGCCAUGAUAGAGCCCGCAGUUGUCGAGUUACAGUGUGCGCACUGUCCGGAUCCACACCAGACAUUUCACAUAAUCACACUGAAAAGCUGUAACAUUCCAGAGCGAUCAGAUUUCUCAUGGAAUUUUUACUUUUGUUGGCCUUUUUGUUUUUAUCACUUUCAUAUUUCUUUUGAUUUAGAGUAUUAAUACAUGGCCAAAUAAUUUAGUUACUACCUCAUAUAAACAUUAUAAUGGUUACUACAUAUCACAGGAACUUAGUUUGGUUAAAAUCAUUUUUGAUUGUUUUUUCCCCAAUGGAAUAUAUCUAUCUUAUAAAGAUGGGUAUCAAGUUAUAGCAAAAUGCACACUUCUGGCUCUCUUUGGUAUAUGUUCUUUAUAUUUUGAUGUGAGUAUGUAUACACUAAGAACAAGCUAAAUUGUGAUUUAUGCUCCUCAUUUAUUUUAAUUGAUAAUGGUUUUAAAUAUGUUCCUGAUUGUACAUACUGUAAAAUAAACAUGUUUUUUAACA